Molecule: messenger RNA, 3126 nt
Organism: Chlorocebus sabaeus (green monkey)
Lineage: Eukaryota; Metazoa; Chordata; Mammalia; Primates; Cercopithecidae
Gene: TOMT
Product: transmembrane O-methyltransferase
Biological process (GO): dopamine metabolic process; developmental process; catecholamine catabolic process
Molecular function (GO): catechol O-methyltransferase activity
Source: RefSeq, a predicted model, not a curated record
GCGCGUGAUCGUUGUCAACCAAUGGGAAGGCGUAACCGGACACGCAGGCAAGUGAAGCGAGGAAAGGGAGGGGCGGAUCACAUGACUUCAUCUUUCCAGUCUCUAAACUGGCAGUAGAGGCUGUCGUGAAUUGUGUUAUGCGUUCUCGUGGCCACUAGGCCACUUCUCUGGGCCAUUGAGCGAACUCGUAGCAAAUGCCCUUGUAUGCCCUUGUGAUAUACUCUUCUAAAUGCCAUGCAAGGGGCGAGUGGGAUCCAGGCCUGACGCUCCUAGAUCGUACAGCCUGGGUGCACACACAGAGGAUCCAGAUGACCGGUACCCAGUAGGGGAAAAGAGGGUGUAUCGCCCAGCUGGGCUGGGGGUGAAUACACAGAGGGUGUAUUCUGCAUCUGGGCUGGGGAUCUGCGACUUACAGGAAGAAGGGACCUUAUACUACCUUCACAUGCUGACGCGGAGCGGAGAUAAAUCCUGGUGGAGGAGAUAGAAGUCACCUCACUGACCUCUCUGCCUUCAGGCUUUUAUCUUUAAUUCUGCCUUUUUUUUACAGGACCCAUAGUAAAUCUAACGCACAAAGCUGACCAUCAGUUUUCUUUUCCUAAACGCCCCUCCUCCCCCAUGUCUUCCCUUGGGCCCUGAACACAGGUCCAAGUCCGUCCAAAAUUGUAUAGUGAUCCAUUUGUUGUUCAUGCGCGUGUGAUUGGGUGUUCACCCGCGUGUGUGAAAUGCGCCCACCCUCAAAUCUUGUUUUGGCACAUUACCCAUCUGACAUAUCAAAGUCACGCAGAGCCUGACACCUCUCUUCCACUGCAUGUUCUGAGGUGAGGGGUGAGGGGGUGGAGGGGUGAGCAAUGUGUUUCACUGGACGUAGAGAAAUGAUGUUUCCUGAUUGAUCUACUGGACUUUGCACAUGCAGCCUGGUCUGCCUACUGUCUUCGAGACUCAGUACAAUGUCCUCCUGAUUACCUUCUCUGACCCCAUUCUCUGGACAUGUCCAGCUCUCUAUGCUUAAUCCUCAUCCAGUGUUAAUUCAUGCAUUUAUUAACAAAUAUUUGCUGAGCGUCUACUAUGUGCCACACACUGUUAUAUCUGGAUAUGCAUCAGUUCACAAAACAGCCAAAGUCCCUGUAGUCAUGGAACAUCCAAUAGUGAUCACACUAUAUUCUAUGUUCCUGGGUCAGUCUCACCUACCAAACUUGGGAGUUCCUGGAGCACAAUGACAGGUUCUGACUCUUACCUGUGGCCCAAGGCAUGGCCUUGCUUACAAAAAACUUGCAUAUCAGUGAGUACAUUACAGUCACCCCAUCACCUUGGCUCACCCCAUGCCCCAUCUUCUGAUCCAAGGGAUCGCAGAAGUCGCCAGAUCUCGUACCUCUUACAACCCCUCAAAUCAAGACCCUGAGGUUCUGUAAAUCUUUUGAGGUUCCUGAAGGGUAGGAGGCAGCUUAAGCUCAUCCCUGGGGCUGGUAACUUGAACUGCAGGUCUCAGGUGACAGCAGCCACCUCAGCAUGAAUAAUUGAAAGCCAGUCCAGCCUCCUGCUCAGAGUUAUCCCCCACAGCAGGCCCUGGACUCCCUCAACCUGUCCUGUGCUCUGGUCUUGCCUAAGCAGGAGCCUCCAGCCCAGGACCCAGGUAGGGACCAUGUCCCCUGCCAUUGCACUGGCCUUCCUGCCACUGGUGGUAACAUUGCUGGUGCGGUACCGGCACUACUUCCGAUUGCUGGUGGGCACGGUCUUGCUGCGAAGCCUCCGAGACUGCCUGUCAGGGCUGCGGAUUGAGGAGCGGGCCUUCAGCUACGUGCUCACCCAUGCCCUGCCCGGUGACCCCGGUCACAUCCUCACCACCCUGGACCACUGGAGCAGCCACUGCGAGUACUUGAGCCAUAUGGGGCCUGUCAAAGGUCAGAUUCUGAUGCGGCUGGUGGAGGAGAAGGCCCCUGCCUGUGUGCUGGAAUUGGGAACGUACUGUGGAUACUCUACCCUGCUUAUUGCCCGAGCCCUGCCCCCUGGGGGUCGCCUUCUUACUGUGGAGCGGGACCCACGCACAGCAGCAGUGGCUGAAAAACUCAUCCGCCUGGCCGGCUUUGAUGAGCACAUGGUGGAGCUCAUCGUGGGCAGCUCAGAGGAGGUGAUCCCGUGCCUACGCACCCAGUAUCAGCUGAGUCGGGCAGACCUGGUGCUCCUGAUACACCGGCCACGAUGUUACCUGAGGGACCUGCAGCUGCUGGAGGCCCAUGCCCUACUGCCAGCAGGUGCCACUGUGCUGGCUGACCAUGUGCUCUUCCCUGGUGCACCCCGCUUCUUGCAGUAUGCUAAGAGCUGUGGCCGCUACCGUUGCCGCCUCUACCACACUGGCCUUCCAGACUUCCCCGCUAUCAAGGAUGGCAUAGCUCAGCUCACCUAUGCUGGACCAGGCUGAGGUCCAGGCCCAGGGGUACUUACUGAUGCCCACACCCACCCCCACCCCCACCCCCACCCAAGCAGGGACCUCAGAAUCUGCUCCCUUUCCUGUUUGGGGCCUUGAGACAUGCUGGGCUUAGGGCUAGGGAGUCUCUCUUCCCACCUCUGACCCCUUUCAGCCUCUACACUGACCUCAAGUGUCAAGUUCUAUCAGGCUGCUUGGUCUCACUAGGCCCCCUCUUUCCAGGGAGAACCAUGGACUGACAGCAUUCUUGCUGAGCUCCCUACCCAUCUCCGUCACUGAUUUGCUGAGUGACUCCAAGGGAAUCCCUGCCUUGCUCUGAGAUUUAAUCUUCUCUCUUAACAUGAAGGAAGCUGGAUGGGAGAGCUCCAGGGACCUCCCAGUUCUCGGCCUCAGAAAGCCUCCCAUCCUCAGCCCAUGCCAUUCGGGGUGGGAUCAGAGGAAGUGGCAGACAGUGAGUUAGAGGCCCUGCAGGAAUAGCUGGAUGCAAGCUGGGCCAGAGAAAAUGGCACAGAACCCUGGACCCAGGGCCAGGCAUGCCCUGGCCUUCCCUAACCCUGGCCCACUUAGCCAAUUAGGUGUGGCUGAUGUCCCUUGAGUGCCCUCUCCCCAAAGCCCAAAAGAAGAUGCUGGACUCCUCUGGGCCCCACCAACAAAGAGCGAAUAGACAUGGGGGGAAAAUCACUCCUUUGUCUUUAUUAAAGAAA